Messenger RNA from Cucumis sativus (cucumber), 2934 nucleotides. Its product is annotated as cation/H(+) antiporter 28. Bases 339 to 2711 code for a protein of 790 amino acids. The transcript has 4 exons. Gene Ontology annotation, molecular function: antiporter activity. The record is from RefSeq and is a predicted model, not a curated record. Gene Ontology annotation, cellular component: membrane; endomembrane system. Lineage: Eukaryota; Viridiplantae; Streptophyta; Magnoliopsida; Cucurbitales; Cucurbitaceae. Gene Ontology annotation, biological process: regulation of pH; proton transmembrane transport.
AGUUUUCAUUUUUAUAGUAAGGAAGCAUUUGGUUUAUGAUCUAUUACAUGGCUUUCCCUCCUCAGACUGCUCCUUCAUUUUCUGCUUAAUUCAAGGUGAGAAUCCCAGCCACUCGAACAACAAACAGCUCUGUUGGAUUCAACAAUGCUGCAUUCCUUCAUCAUUUCCAAGGGAGAAAACAGCGCCAGCAACAAAACCUUCAUCACAGAGAAGGGUAGAGCCUUUUUUUUUUUUUUUUGGUUUUCUUCAUCUUCUCGCAGAGCACAAAAGUGAUUUUUAUUUUAUGGUGAUUGGGAGUUCCGCGAAGAAGAAGAAGAAGAAGAAGAAGAAGAAACGCAAUGGCGAAGACUAGAAAUCAUGAGCCAUCGCGAUCGUUAGCAAAUGAUACAUGUACAAUUCGGCUGACUGAAAUUUUUGGGAAGGCGACUAGGUCUAUUUUGGGCUUCUUUAUCAUGAUGGGUCUUUGCAAUGGUGUGCAUUACCUUUUGAGGCCAUUUUCUCAACCUCGCAUUACCUCUGAUACGAUCGUAGGUUUGGUUGUUGGCAACUUCAUAAGGAAGCAACUUGAUAUAUCAACGAUUAAGACGCUGCGUUAUAUUGUCGACUUUGGUAUGGUAUGCUAUAUGUUUGUGCUGGGAUUGGAGGUGGAUCCAUACGUAAUCUUCAAAGCACCUACACGCGAUGCUAAGGUAGCUUAUGCUGGAAUGAUUUCAACACUCAUCUUAGCCUGUUCCAUAAUCCCAUUUAUUGGCAUGAUAAAGUCAAAAGAGAUCAGUUUCAUACUCUCCCUCUCAACUGUCCUCUCUAGCACAGCUUCUCCUGUGCUAACCCGUUUGAUUACCAGUCUUAAAAUAGGUAAGUCAGAUAUAGGCCGGCUCGUCAUUGCUGCUGGCAUGCAUUCUGAUUUUAUAUCCACCCUCAUGAUCUGUGUUGGUUAUCUCUUUUGCAAAUGCCAAGAGACACGCAUCUCCUUUAUAAAAGGUUUUCAGUUAGGCAUUCUAUUAUUGAUCCAGGCAGUACUGACGGCGAAGGUUUCACCAGUAUUCAUGAACUGGGUAAAUAACGAAAACCCCGAGGGUAAACCUAUGAAAGGUCCUCACCUGGUUCUUGCAGUUGCUUUCAUGGCCUUCCUUUGCUGCUGCCCUACUGUGUUUGGUUACAAUCCAAUUCUCAGUGCAUUCUUAGCUGGAACGUUUUUACCUCGAGAAGGUAGAGUAUCAAGAUGGGCAAUUGGAAAAAUUAAUUACCUGCUUACUACCGUUUUCUAUCCCAUCUUCUUCUUUUGGAUGGGGGUUGAAUCCAAGCUGACUGACUUUGAACCUGGACAAAUAAUGACAUGGGUCAGGUUAAUUCUGCUUUUUGCUAUUGCAACCUUAGGAAAAGUUGUUGGUACUGUCAUUGCUGGGGCAAUUUUGGGGUUUCAUUGGCCUGAAUCAGUAGCACUUGGGCUGCUGUUAACCAUGAAGGGCCAUUUUCAUAUAUACUUAGCUAUUGCUGCAAAAACAGCCGGAAAGAUAACUACAUCUACGAGUAUAGUGAUGGUAAUUGUAAUCUUCUUCACAAUCGUGCAUGCCCCAAAAGUUGUAGCACAUAUAAUCCAAAGGGCAAGGAAACGUACGCCUACACAUCGAAUGGCUCUCCAAUUGCUUGAUCCGUCAAGCGAGCUUAAGAUCUUGUUAUGUAUACAUGGACCUCAGAACACUCCAGCAGCCAUUAACAUCAUGGAGAUUUCUCGGGGGACAGCUAACCCUGGGGUUGUUGUAUAUGUUACAGACAUGAUUGAACUUACAGAUGAAAUAGCAUCCACAUUAGUUCAGGGUGAAGGAGUUGACAGCGUGACUGUAACCCACACAGGAGUGACGCAAAUGAGAGAACAAGUUACUUCUGCAGUUCAAAGCUAUGUAGAUGAAAAUGGAGAAGGGAUUACUCUUAGAAGAAUGUUGGCUCUCUCAACAUUCAAUUCUAUGGCUCAGGACAUUUGCAUUUUGGCAGAGGAAUUGAUGGGAGCUCUUAUCAUACUGCCAUUCCACAAGAGCCAGCGUGGAGACGGAUCAUUGAGUGAGGGCCAAACAGCUUUCCGCUAUGUAAACCGCAAGGUUCUCAGGCAUGCCCCCUGCUCUGUGGGAAUCCUAGUGGAUCGAGGACUUGGAUCAGUAGAGAAAAUUUCAAGGUCCUAUGUAUCUCAAAAUGUGGCAGUCAUCUUCAUUGGCGGUAAAGACGACCGAGAAGCAUUAGCCUACGCUGGUCGAGUAGCAAGGCAUCCCGGAGUUAAACUCUCAGUGAUUAGAUUCUUAGUGGACGCUGAUGCAGUAAAUGCUGCAAGAAGAGCGGGAACUUACAGGAUAAGUGUGGCUGAGCAGGAAGAGGAAAUGAGACAAGAUGAUGAAUGCUUUGCCUAUUUUUACGAACGACAUGUGGCUGGUGGACAUGUUGCUUAUGUUGAAAAACAUCUGGCCAGUUCCUCCGAGACGUAUUCUACUUUGAAAUCACUGGAAGGGCAAUAUGCCCUCAUCAUUGUAGGUCGAGGUGGGAAGGUUAACACGGUGUUAACUUUCGGGAUGAAUGACUGGCAACAAUGUCCAGAACUGGGUCCUAUAGGCGAUAUUCUCUCCGGGUCUGAAUUCUCUGUUAGGACCUCAGUUUUGAUCAUCCAUCAACACAAUCUAAAAGGAGAGCUAGAUGGGCUUGAUGAUGACUUUUCAAUAAUGUAGAUGUCAAGAAACCGUUAAGAUUAGUAGUGAUAGGUUAUUUAGAAGCUAAUUGUAGCAUUGGAAUACAGUGGUUACUGAUUUGUAGAACUUUAGUUGCUGGAAAUGAUAGAGAAAGUGUAGAAAUUGUGACUAGUAUAUACAGUUCUGACCAUUUGACUUGUUCUGUAAAACAGUGAUUUUUAAUCAAUUGAAAACGGAAGUGAGUUCGCAUUUUAACUGACUA